Messenger RNA from Strongylocentrotus purpuratus (purple sea urchin), 336 nucleotides. RefSeq names its product protein PLANT CADMIUM RESISTANCE 3-like. The coding region runs from base 1 to 336 and encodes 111 amino acids. NCBI's taxonomy places the organism in Eukaryota, Metazoa, Echinodermata, Echinoidea, Camarodonta, Strongylocentrotidae. The transcript has a single exon. The record is from RefSeq and is a predicted model, not a curated record.
AUGGGCGAAUGGAGCAAUGGAAUCUGUGGCUGCUUCAGCAACAUUGGCAUGUGUAUCUUCACCUAUGUGGUACCAUGCUACACCCAAGGAAAACUAGCAGAAUCUCUGGGCGAUGACUGCCUGCUCUGUGGUAUUUCUCUGCUGGUACCCAUCGUCAACAUCUAUGCCCGUGUCACCACCCGCGGGAAAGUUCGUGAAAACAAGGGCAUAGAAGGAGGCAUUAUUGGCGAUCUGCUCUGUGUCUGCUGCUGCCCAUUCUGUGCUAUCAUGCAGGAAGCCUUGGAGAUGUCCGUGUCUACUCCUCUAGGUGCUGGCGAAUCCAUUGCCCGUUCAUAA